AUGCCAAUCCCAGACAACCUCGGAUACGCUAUUGAUGAAGAAACAUGGCAGAAAUCCAUCGAUACACUCGACGAGAAGAACCAGACGGAAGGAAUACUAAACGGCUAUAUAACUUGUGUACUGCGGACAUGGAACAUGAUGGGCAUUACCGGCCGUGGCCUAUGGAACGACUUUCGCGAGGAGUUUAAUAGAUGGACCCUAGACACAUUCAAGGUGGCGAACAGAGCCGCACUGAAAAUGAUUCGAAUUCACCUCACUGCCCACGGAGUAUGGGUCAGGGUAGGUCCAGGGAUAUCUUACGCGAAGGGACUAUUCGACUGUCUCCAAGAGGUCACUCAGCACGAAUGGACCAAAGAAGAAAUCGAAGACCAUCUAAAGGAGCAAGCAGGCAACUUCAACUCCAGAAGGAACCCUGCACGCGACCAAUCACCAACAAUCCGACCAAGUGCCCCAGCAGCACGAGCUACUUCGGCGAAUCCACCAAAUCCCCAAACACUACGAACCGAUGUUGCGAAAUCACACGUCGGACGAGUCGACCAGAGAGAGGAAGAAGCCACAUUCGCAACGCUCGAUACAGCCGCGGAGGUUACAACCAGUGCAGAGGAAGUUAUGGAUACGGCAACAACCGUGAACUCGCUCCCUUUCGUGGAUAAGGACCGCGAGGAGACUACCGGGGAAGUCGACGGCGCAAUCAAGGGUCCCACCAAGGGAGAUGCUAUAUCUGUGGACAACCAGGAUGCUGGUCGAAGAGACGUUACCGUUGAGUUACGCCAAAAGGAGCAGGGUAAGAGGCUAAAGCUCAUCGACCACAAUUCCAAGGACUUUAAGCACGUGUAUAUGGAACAGCGUGCUCGCGGAGCCUACAUUGCAACGAUCUGCCAGCCGGAGGCUGCAUUCGACCUAUCCGUUGCCGCCCAACACCAGGACCCUACGGAAGCCGACGUCAACGCGUUGAACAAACGCAUCAAGUGGCAAAUGAAGAACCUGGACAGAGGUAUCAAAUAUGUCGCGAUAGACCUGUCAGCUGCAAAACUCUUCGUGUUCAUCGAUGGAUCAUUCGCGAACAACAAAGAUUUCAGCUCCCAGAUUGGAUAUGAGAUCAUCUUCGCGAACGAAUCCGCCGAGAAUGAGGAAUUUGAGAUCACCGGAAACCUGAUCCAUUGGAGCUCAACCAAGAGCAAACGAGUUACCAGGAGCGUUCUGGCAUCGGAGAUCUACGGGAUGGUAGGAGGUGUCGACAUGGCAAUUGUAAUCGGCACAACAAUCAAGAUGAUCAUGGACCAACUUGGCUUUGGGAAGAUCCCUACCAUCGUGUGCACGGAUUCAUACUCUCUCUACGAAUGCCUCGUCAAGCUCGGCACCACCAAGGAGAAGCGCCUCAUGAUCGACAUCAUGGCACUUCGCCAGCCAUACGAGCGGAGAGAGAUAAUAGAAUGGCAUUGUGCGACCUACAGAUGCAACGAGGUGCAGUAUGAUCGAAAGGUCAGAGGCGCUCCGGUUGAGGCUGUUGCGAAGUCGACUUUUGCGGCCUAG
Molecule: messenger RNA, 1533 nt
Organism: Penicillium canescens
Lineage: Eukaryota; Fungi; Ascomycota; Eurotiomycetes; Eurotiales; Aspergillaceae
Product: Aurora kinase 2 splicing
Exons: 3
Coding region: 1-1533 (510 amino acids)
Source: RefSeq, a predicted model, not a curated record